CCAGCAGGCGAGCAAGUGUGCACUGAGGGUCACCAUGGAGGGCUUCACAGGCGGAGACGAGUACCAGAAGCACUUCCAGCCCAGGGACUACCUGCACACUUACUACCGCUUCGAGGCGGGUCCCUCGCCUGAGGUGGAGAUGCUCAAGUUCAACCUGGAGUGUCUCCACAAGACCUUCCGCCCGGGGGGCCUCCACGGGGACACGCUGAUCGACAUCGGCUCCGGCCCCACUAUCUACCAACUGCUGGCUGCCUGCGAGGUCUUCGGGGACAUCACUAUGUCCGACUUCACCGACCGCAACCGGGAAGAGCUGCAGAAGUGGCUGAAGGAGGAGCCGGGGGCCUACGACUGGACCCCGGCGCUGAAGCUCGCCUGUGAGCUGGAGGGCAACAGUGACCGGUGGCAAGAGAAAGCAAAGAAGGUGCGGGCUGUGGUGAAGCGGGUGCUCAAGUGUGAUGCCAACCUGGCCAACCCGCUGGCCCCCGUGGUGCUGCCCCCGGCCGACUGCGUGCUCUCCCUGCUGGCCAUGGAGUGCGCCUGCUGCAGCCUGGACGCCUACCGCGCGGGGAUCGCCAACCUGGCCUCGCUGAUCAAGCCCGGGGGUCACCUGGUGACCUCCGUCACGCUCGGGCUCUCGUCCUACAUGGUGGGGAAGCGGGAGUUCUCCUGCGUGGCCCUGAAGAAGGAGGCGGUGGAGCAGGCCGUCCUGGACGCUGGCUUGGAGAUCAAGCAGCUCCUGUACAGCCCCAAGAGCUACACGGCCGCCAGCGCGGCCAACACGGGGGGCAUCAGCUUCAUUGUAGCCCGCAAGAAGCUGGGGUCCUGAGCCGCCAGCACCCGCGAGGCCACGCGCAGGCCCCAGCGCCUCCCCAUCCCUGUGCGGGAGGGCACAGGAAUAGGGUAGGCGCAGGAGCCUUGCUUUUCCCACUAACUCCCGCUUCUGAAAGCCUGAGGUUUUAACACCCCGCUUUAGCAGUCCGCUGGCACCGUCCUAGCUCCUAGAGCCCUGGAAGAGUCCAUCUUCUAAUAUGUUCCCUCAGUCCCUCUCCUGACCCCGCAGGGGCUAGCACAGGACACAGACUCAGAGUUGGGACCCAGAACAGAGAGUCGGAAAGCUCCUACCCCAAUGUUUCCCCAACCCUCCUGGGUUCCCCGUUAUUGCAGUUUUGACCUUUGACCCUCCUGGAAUAUCCUGGGAUCCAUGCAGGUAGCCUUUGGCCCCGGGGUGGGGUGUUGGUGCGUGUUUCACCAGCAGGAAAACAUGUUUCUUUCUUUUUCUUCCACAAAGAGGAUGGAAGGAGGGGUGGAGGAAGGCUGUGUGGCAGUCCCUGGGUUUCAAAGAUGUGAGCUCACCUGCUAGGGUUGACUUCAAGCUGGAUAGCUGGCUCACGGUAUUUCCCAGCCUUUCACAGUCCCCUCUCGCCAGUCCACACCAGGGCCCGGAGCACGGCUGAUGGUCCAGAAAUGUCCAGUUAAGGGAAUUCAGAUGAACAAAACACUGUUUUACAAUUUGAAGCGUCUGCCCCCCAGAUCACGCAAACAUGCUCAUCCCCAAAUUCAGAUUUACUCUUUGGUCUGGGUCAGUUUCCUCUGCUCUGGACUGGGCCCCUCAGCCCUUUGAGAGGUGCCUAGUGGAGAGUCAGGGCUGAGUGAACUUAAGGCAUAUUCACCUUCCCACGUGUCCCAGCAAGAGUCCCCCAAAGGGGGCUGGAGCGAUAGCACGGUGGGUACGGCAUUUGCCUUGCACGCGGCCGACCUGGGUUCAAUUCCCAGCAUCCCAUAUGUCUUCCGAGCACCACCAGGAGUAAUUCCUGAGUGAAGAGCCAGGAGUAACCCCUGUGCAUCACCGGGUGUGACCCAAAAAGAAAAAAAAAAAAAGAGUUCCCCCCCCCCCCCCAAAGGACUUAGUACAAAAAAGGGCUUCCUCAGAGUAGCUGGGACAGUGCCUCCCCAGGCUGUCAUGUUCUGCCUUUGCACUCCUCAGCUUCCUGUAUUCCUCCGGUCCCUCCUGAAGAAUUCACACUGACCCUAGACCUGCAGGGCUGGGGAUCCGGCCUCCAGCCUCAGCAGCUGGGUUGAGGGCUCCCGGGCCAUCAGUCCCUUCUCUGGGCCUCACAUUUCCUGCCGAGAAGCAGGGCCCUGGGGCCUAAUCUAAUCAUCUAAUCACCUCCCAGGAACAGGGAAUCGUUGAUGCAAAGUGCUUUGCCAAUCCAAGACUUUGCAGAAAGUCUCUAUGGAUGUCACAUCUCCCCAGAGCUGGAGCAGCCAUGGCAGAUAUUGAGUCUGAUCCCUUUGCCCGAGUAGGAAGCUUCGUGAGGAAGUUUCAUUUUGCUAUGUCAGGAAGCGGAAGCUCAGAGAGGGCAAGCAGUUUGUCCAGAGACACGCAGUAAGAUGGUGUCCGAGCUGGAGUGAGCACAGGGACCCCUGACUCCAGACCAGUGGACCCUCCACUCCACUGACCACCCCCUCCUGAAAGGACACAGAAGCAGCUCUUUCCUCUAGGUCACUCCCAGCCCAGGUGUGUAGCCAGCAAUGCAGGCUGAGCCAGAGAGGCAGAAGCUCCUCCCUAAACGGGCUGAUCUCAUCAAGCCCUGUUUGGAUCAUCUGGAGAAGCAUUGUACUGGAGAAAGUUCUGGAAAUGGAUGUGGUGGGAAGGUCAAGAGACAGAGAGAGGUGGGUGGUCAGCAGACAGAGACUCAGAGACCCAUAGCCAGGAAGGGGGUUGACUAAGGGGAUCUUGGCAAGCCCAAUGUUUGGGCAUAUGUGAGGUUUUAUUGCAGCCGAAGCAGUGUGUGUGUGUGUGUGUGUGUGUGUGUGUGUGUGUGUUGUGUGUGGGGGGGUGCUUUCUGCAAAGGGAUGAUGUUGUCCAGGAGAGGAGAUUGUGAAGAGAAAAAAGCUACAAACGAGGAUCCGGAGAGAUAGCAUAGCAGAUAGGCCAUUUGCCAUGCAUGCAGCUGACCAGGGUUUGUUCGAGCCUCAUAUGGUCCCCUGAGCAAUGCCAGGAGUAAUUCCUGAGUGCAGAGCCAGGAAUAACCCCUGAGCAAUGCCGAGUGUGACUCCAAAACCAGCCAACCAAACAAACAAAGCUGGAAAUAAGUGCCCUGUCUACAGUGCCAGGUGCCACUGAGCUGUGCCGUUCAGCCUGGCAACACGGAGCACUGGCCAGGGGCCUGGUUCUGUGGGCAGCUCAGCAUGAGCGACACUUGCCGGGAGGUGAGUGUGGAAGUGGGGAGCCAGGAGAGGCUCGAGAUGUGGGUUAUUGUUUGACUGGGCCGUGCUGACUUGAGUCUCCAUGUUAUCGACCAGACUCCAUGGAGAUAACUUGUACUCUGCAUGCUUUAAUAAAACGUUUGCUUCACCCUCA
Molecule: messenger RNA, 3364 nt
Organism: Sorex fumeus (smoky shrew)
Lineage: Eukaryota; Metazoa; Chordata; Mammalia; Eulipotyphla; Soricidae
Product: indolethylamine N-methyltransferase-like
Exons: 3
Coding region: 35-826 (263 amino acids)
Cellular component (GO): cytosol
Molecular function (GO): amine N-methyltransferase activity; N-methyltransferase activity
Source: RefSeq, a predicted model, not a curated record